AUGGACAUUUCUUCUUUUUUUCUUCUUCCUUUCAUUUUUGUUUACCAUUUAUUAUUUUUAUACUACUCCUUGCUUGCCAGCUUCUUUCCAUCUUUUUCUUCCUUCCUUCCUUUUUUCUUACUUUUUCAUUCCCUCUUUCUUUCUUUCUUUUGUUGUUUUUCUUUCUUCUUUCUCUUCACUAUUGUUUCCUCCCUUCUUAACUCACUUCUUCUUCACUCUUUUCCUCCAUUCUUUCAUUCGUUUCUUCUUUUCUUCUUUUUUUUCUUACCAUCUUUCCUUCCAUUCUCCUUGAUUGUGUUCUUUCCUUUCUUUAUUUCUUUAAAAAUCACUAUUUCUUAUUUUCUUUCUUUCUUUGUCAUUCAUUUCAACGUUAAUUUUCCCAUCAUUCUUUAUUUAUUUCCUUCCUUCCUUCCUUCAUUCUAUCUUGUUUUCCCUUUUAUUUCCUUUCAUUUCACAUUCUUUCCUUCCUUCUUUUCAUUUGUCAGUCUUUCCUUUACUUCUUAUUUCCUUACUUCCUUCUCUUCUUCCAGUAUUCAUUUCCUUCCUUCCUUCCUUCCUUCCUUCCUUCCUUCCUUCCUUCCUUCCUUCCUUCCUUGUUUUCUUCCUUCCUUGUUUUCUUGCCGCCUUUUCUCUUUCCGUUACAUUUCUCCUCUAUUUUCUUUACAUUUUUUUUUCACCUUACUUUUUUUUCCUCAUUUCGUAUAUGCAUAUUAUUCCUCACCCUUCAUCCCGUCGCUACACUUUCACAUCUGUGCCACGACCGACGACAUAUAG
Molecule: messenger RNA, 774 nt
Organism: Acanthosepion pharaonis
Lineage: Eukaryota; Metazoa; Mollusca; Cephalopoda; Sepiida; Sepiidae
Source: the annotation of a GenBank genome assembly